Strongylus vulgaris is the source of this 510-nucleotide messenger RNA. NCBI's taxonomy places the organism in Eukaryota, Metazoa, Nematoda, Chromadorea, Rhabditida, Strongylidae. The record is from the annotation of a GenBank genome assembly.
CUGGUCUCCUUUCGAAGCGGCAUUGCCCAUGAAGUUUCUGGUGGAACGUUCGGCAAUGCAAGUAAAGCACAAACAAAAGUCACUGCACUUGAGCCACAGUGGGAAAUUGUCAGCAUCGGGCUCAAUGCAGAUGAAACUCUGCUAGGCGUCUUUUCGAAUAAUCAAUAUGGAUGCUUUGUCCUUGUAUAUAAUAUCUUAGCCCUGUGUGUUGAUGUUCCUGGAGAGGCAAUUCCAUUAUGUUCCGUUCGAGUAGGAAAUACAGCUUCGAAAGGAGUUGCGUUUGAGUGGAAUCCAGCGCUCGCUGAUAUGUUCGCGGCAUCAGACACUGAUCGAACUCUAAGCGUAGCUAAGGUGGAUAUGCAGAAUCCAUCAAAGUACAGCAUCCUUGGUGAGAAGAAAUUGGAAGCAAUUAUAAGUGAGAUAUCGUGGAGUCCAAAAGGAAAGCAAUUGGUUGCUGGUGAUGCUAACGGAAAAAUUUUCCAACUUAAACCUGAAAUAGAAGUAGAGUGA